AUGCAUCAGCUGAUGGUUGAUCUUCAUAACGUCGAGGCCCCAACCCGCGACUCGCCGGGAGACAGCCAUGUCCAUCUCGGUCCGGGUGUGUCGAGUGCACGCAGGACGAAUCCUGCCGUAAACCUGUAUGGGUUGCCCCGGAUUGACGUGGUGCUCCUGUCUCAUUAUCAUGGUGAUCAUUUUGACCAAAAGGUCGAAUCCUCGCUCCGUCGCAAUCUGCCAAUCAUCACUACUCCCCACGCCAAGUCGAUAUUAACGUCCAAGGGGGGUGACUUCUUUACGAAGGUGUAUGAUCUUGAGCCGUUUCAACAAGCUACUGUAUAUAUUCCUGGGAAUACCUCGAGGAAGAAAGGUCGUAUGCGGGUGACCGGAGUGCUUGGGAAACAUGCUCCAACUAGAGUGAUUGAUAACCUGAACAAUCUGGUCUCCGCUCUGGGCUUCGACGGCGAAGGCCCCACCUCGGACUUCACGGUCCGACAUCAUAUUUACAUCUCCGGCGAUACCUUGAUGGUCCACGAUCUAAACGAAAUUCCUAAGCGCUAUGCUAACCAGAAGAUCAACUUGAUGCUGACACAUCUUGGUGGGACCACAGUGCCUUCUCCGGCAUUAGGGCCCUUGGCGAUGAGGGUGACGAUGGAUGCGAAGCAAGGGGUGCAGCUGAUGCAAUUAAUACGGCCCGAUGUAACCAUCCCGAUUCAUUACUAUGACUACGACGUGUUCUCACGUUCUUUGGAGGACUUCCGGAAACAGGUCGAGGAGGCAGGCCUGAGCAGUGAUGUGGUCUAUCUGGACUGGGGGUGA
Messenger RNA from Aspergillus alliaceus, 801 nucleotides. Its product is annotated as MBL fold metallo-hydrolase. Lineage: Eukaryota; Fungi; Ascomycota; Eurotiomycetes; Eurotiales; Aspergillaceae. The record is from RefSeq and is a predicted model, not a curated record. Bases 1 to 801 code for a protein of 266 amino acids. The transcript has 5 exons.